Messenger RNA from Pyricularia grisea, 108 nucleotides. RefSeq lists its product as uncharacterized. The transcript has a single exon. Lineage: Eukaryota; Fungi; Ascomycota; Sordariomycetes; Magnaporthales; Pyriculariaceae. Bases 1 to 108 code for a protein of 35 amino acids. The record is from RefSeq and is a predicted model, not a curated record.
AUGAUUGCCGUGUUCAAAGUCACGCUCGAUCCAUCAUUUGUUCGGUGCGCUUCCGAUGAGAACAGGGCGGCCCGCUGCAGGGGAACAGGGCAAACAAAAAUGGGUUGA